CUAAAGCAGUAAAGGUCCUAUCUUUUGGGGUUUAAUUUUAGUGAUGUCUUAUUGUAAUUCUGGCCUCAAACUGUAGCAAAUAGUGUUCCAAUAGGUGUAGAUUUUGUCAUCUGUUUUAAUGUGUUCAUUUCCUUUAUUCAAUUUUCCACACACAAUUCUGUUGUAAUCUAUUGCCAAAGUUCUCAGCUUUUUUCCCCCUCUCCCUUGAUCCAGUUGCACUGGUUUUCUAUGUAGCAUUUCAUUUUGCUGAGGGUUUUGUAUUCUGGGUUUUGAAAUAGACUUCUGUAGGAUUUAAGUAGAGGGAACCAGUUCUGGAAAAAAUACUUUCUGGAUAAACAUUAUUGUGUUGGGGUUAUUAGUAGAAGUAACCAAAAAAGACAUUUCAAUUAGGGAAGAAAGGGAGAGCAUGGCUUUAGAUAGAAUAGAAUGGAGGAAAAGAAUUCAUGUGAUCAACCCAAUCUAAUUGGCUAAGGAUCCCUGACUGACCCCAAAUUUUGGGACUAAGGCUUUGGUGUUGUUGUUGCUGUUGGGUAUUAGUUCUUGUUAAGUAGAUGGUCAUGGAUCAUCAACCCUUGAGCAAAUCCUAUGGUACCACUACUGGAUUGAAAUUCAGUAAUGAGAUUGAGACUGAUAGUAAGUUUGCUGAUCAAAACAGUGCAAGUUUUGCACUUUCGCCACCCAAUGCAAUCCCCAGUAACAUAACCCCUACUUUGAGUGAGAAGCCAGAGGUAAAUUUACACGAGGACUAUGAUUUUAGUGAUGUAUUUCUCAAGCACAUCAACCAGAUACUUUUGGAGGAAGAUAUGGAAGAGAAGGACCACGUGCAUCAGAGGUCUACAGCACUUGAGGCUGCUGAAAAAUCAUUCUAUGAGCUUCUUGGAGAGAAGUAUCCACCUUCUUCUGAUAAUGGUCGGCCCUAUGUGGAUCAAAACCAUGAAAUCUCAGAUGAAUAUCAUGCUUUAAAUCACAGUGACUCUAGUUGUAGCGCUAGCAGUAACAACUUCGUGAUUCAUGGCUGGGAUUAUGAUUUGGUUCAGUAUGAAUCCUCAAAUAAUACUCCUCAGUUUACGUCUGAUUCAAUUUAUAGCUUGUUAGAAGGCACUUGCAAUAUUCCUGAAGCACUUUUUGACAGUGAGUUCACUUUGCAAUUUAAGAGAGGGUUUGAUGAAGCGAGGAAGUUUCUUCCAAAAGGAGAUAGUCAGAGUAAUACGUUUCUUGUCAAAGAGCAGGAGGAGGAAACUAAGAAUGUCGUAUGUAUGGUUGAGAAGGAAGAUGGGAAUUUGUACUCCCUUGAUGGUUUGAGGGCAAAAAGGAACCCUCAUUCUGAGGAUGUGAAUUUAGAAGAGGGGAGGAGUAUAAAGUAUACUAGAAAGCAGUCAGCAGCUUUUACUGAAUCUACUGUGAUUCAGCAAAUGUUUGAUAUGACUUUGCUACACUCCAAAGAAGUUGAUUCUGUUCCUUGUGAAACUGCGCAGGAUGAAAAAAGCAAGAAUGUACAGCCAAAUGCUCAGUCCAAGGGGUCAAAUAGUGUAAGGGCCAAUUGGAGGAACACUGGAGGCCAAAGGGGUGUGGUGGAUUUGAGAACUCUUUUGACACUUUGUGCAGAAGCUGUUGCAGAAGAUGAUCAAAGGACAGCCACCAAGCCACUGAAGCAGACCAGACAGCAUGCUUCUCCUGUAGGGGAUGGAAUGCAGAGAAUGGCUCACUAUUUUGCCAAUGGUCUUCAGGCUCGCAUUGAUGGCUCUGGUACUCAGAUUUACAAAGCUCUUAUGACUAGGCGAACGUCAGCUGCAGAUGUAUGGAAAGCUCACCAACUGUAUUAUACUGCAUUUCCAUUUUAUAAGAUUAUCAAUCUCUUCUCAAGUAAGACAAUUAUGAAUUUAGUUGAGAACGAAACAAGACUCCACAUUGUUGAUUUUGGUAUUCUUUAUGGUUUGCGAUGGCCUUCCCUCAUACAACAGCUCUCAGCAAGGCCUGUUGGAGCUCCUAAGCUUCGGAUUACUGGAAUUGAUUUUGCAUUACCAGGUUUCCGACCAGCACAAAGGGUUGAGGAGACAGGGCUCCGCUUGGCACACUGUGCAGAGACCCUCAAUGUUCAAUUUGAGUUCAAUGCAAUAGCGCAAAGGUGGGACACCAUUCAAAUUGAAGAUCUCAAACUUGACAAUAAUGAGGUUCUUGUUGUGAAUUGUAUGAAUAAGCUCAAUUACCUACUUGGUGAGACAGUGGUGGUAGAGAGUCCAAGACAGCUUGUCUUGAACCUGAUCAGGAAGAUGAAUCCACAUGUUUUCAUACAGGGGGUUGAGAAUGCAGCCUAUGGUGGACCCUUCUUUACUUCAAGAUUUCAACAGGCUCUUUUCCACUUCUCUGAUUUUUUUGAAAUGCUUGAUACCUACUUGCCCCUUGAGAGUCAAGAGAGGAUGGUUAUUGAGAGUGAGUCAUGUGGGCGGAAGGCAAUGAAUGUCAUUGCUUGUGAGGGCUCAGAGAGAAUUGAGAGGCCGGAGACAUACAAACAGUGGCAGCUUCGGCAUCUGAGGGCUGGAUUUAGGCAGCUGCACUUGAAUCAGGAGAUGAUGAACACAGCUAGGGACUGGCUGAAAUCAUGCUACCAUAAGGAUUUUGUUAUUGAAGAAGACAGCCAGUGGCUGCUUCAGGGCUGGAAGGGACAGAAUAUUUAUGCACUCUCUUUUUGGAGGCCUGAUUGUUAAAUGCAUUAUCAUUGUUGUUCAACUAAGGCAACAUGGAAUACUCCUAGCUAGUGUUCAACUUGCAGCCCUUUGUUGUCUAUGAUUUUGCCUUGGAUUUCUUACACACAAAGCUAAGGUUGAUUUUGGGAGUGAUCUUUUUACCUCCUGCUCAUUAUCUUUCUAUAAAAGGCCUAUUCUUAAUUUUACAGAUAUAUGUGCAUAUGGAUGCUUGGAUACUUACUGUGUUUCAAGACACAGAUAUAUUCAAUUAUAAAAGUUGUGUAACAAAGAUGGGAAA
Messenger RNA from Quercus robur (English oak), 2982 nucleotides. RefSeq names its product scarecrow-like protein 9. Bases 552 to 2705 code for a protein of 717 amino acids. Gene Ontology annotation, biological process: regulation of DNA-templated transcription. Gene Ontology annotation, molecular function: DNA-binding transcription factor activity; sequence-specific DNA binding. The transcript has 2 exons. Gene Ontology annotation, cellular component: nucleus. Lineage: Eukaryota; Viridiplantae; Streptophyta; Magnoliopsida; Fagales; Fagaceae. The record is from RefSeq and is a predicted model, not a curated record.